Molecule: messenger RNA, 2125 nt
Organism: Lineus longissimus
Lineage: Eukaryota; Metazoa; Nemertea; Pilidiophora; Heteronemertea; Lineidae
Product: tauropine dehydrogenase-like
Exons: 3
Coding region: 474-1853 (459 amino acids)
Molecular function (GO): oxidoreductase activity
Source: RefSeq, a predicted model, not a curated record
UGUAAUACAGCAGCUCUCAUCUGGGUCUCGUUUGAGAAAUGAGACGGAUCGAUAACUCUAUUAUCUAGGUACUGAUGACCUGGACAAUAAACGACGACAGUUUCGUGCCAGCAUUGAGUGUCGUUCAUUAUGUGACAUGACUGUAGAAAUUGAGCCGGCAAAGACCUACAUUCUGUUUGUGUUUGUACCGUGCUAUCCUGAAAUGAAAUUCAGAUGAAUUCUGCUUUAUCUGUGUUAUAUUUGUAUAGGUAUAGCCAAGCUCUCAUCUACUCAGGCGUUCGCUGUUGUCGAACCUAUCGGCCGAGAAGUAUGGCUUGUGUACAACCACGUGAGCCUAUAGUUCCUUGCUGAAAGUAUGUUUGGUGAACUGGUAGUGGUUUCUCACAAUUUCGACAUCGCACAGUUCGAUUAACGACUUGGGAUAUCGUCCUUGGACAAUCAGGCCACUCGGGGAUCCAUCUCAAAGUAACAGCAUGGCCGCUCUACUUGCCUCCAGCGUGUCUAUCAUACACGAGGUGUUUGGUUUCACGGAUAACGUUCCAGCACAUCGAGCCACGACGAAAAUCAAGACCAAGGAACGAUUGUCUGUUUGUAUUUGUGGGGGUGGCAAUGGCGCGCACAUCCUUGCCGGCCUUGCCGCUUCACGACCCGGCGUCGAAUCCCGCGUCUUGACUCUCUACGCCGAUGAGGCGGAACGCUGGACCAAAGCUAUGGAGUCAGGAACCUUCAAAAUAGAAAUCAAAGGUGGCGGAAUGAGUGGCGAAGAUGUGGAAGUCAACGUUGAACCAUUCAGGGUUUCAAAGGAUCCACAAUACGUCGUCCCUGGUGCUCAGAUCAUAAUACUCUGUGUCCCUGCAUUUGCGCACAAACAGUAUUUCGACGCUAUGGCGCCGUAUGUCGGGGAGCAAAGCACAAUCAUUGGUCUCCCAGGGGCGAAUGGGUUCGAGUUUCAGCUGCGCGGGAUCCUGAAGGAGCGGUCGGACUUGUGUACUGUGAUGGUCUUUGAAAGUCUACCUUGGGCGUGUAGAAUUAAGAAAUUUGGCACAUCUGUAGAGCUCUUGGCGACAAAGGCUGUGAUGGAUGGAGCUAUCCACCGGCCGCGAAAGCCCUCUGCGUUUCAUCACAAUCAUUUAGCGUCUUUUCAGUACAUGCUGGGUGAUCACCCGCAGUUGAAAAUCAAGGGACAUCUUCUUGGCAUUACUCUUACGGCGCCGAACUCUGUCCUUCAUCCAAUCAUUAUGUACGGGCAGUGGGUAAACUGGGACGGCAAACCCCAGAACAAAGCUCCGCUAUUUUAUACGGGGGUCACGCUGGAGACCGGCGAUCUAAUGGGAAGUGUGAGUGACGAGGUCCUAGCGGUCGCCAAGAGUAUCAUGGACCAGGUCCCUGGCGUCAAUUUGAACAACGUCAAGCAUAUCUACGACUGGUUGAAUGUGACGUAUGAUGAGAUUGGUGACAGGUCCACCCUGACGACCUGCCUAAGGACGAAUAAGGGAUACCAGGGACUGACACAUCCGUGUAUCAAAACAGAUGACGGCCAAUUUCUACCGAAUUUCAAGUUCCGCUACAUGACUGAAGAUAUUACGUUUGGCCUUGCUGUGAUUAAAGGUAUUGCAGACAUCGCCUGUGUCCCUACUCCCUCCCUGGACAAAGUAGUAUACUGGGCUCAGAAGACUCUGGGGAAGGAAUUCUUGGUUGAUGGAAAGCUUACUGGGAAGGACGUGAAGGAGACAAGGGCCCCGCAGGCCUACGGACUUGUUACUCUGGAGGCGAUAUUGAAGGAAGAUGUCGAUAUAACUGAUCCAGGCGGCCGACGGGUUUCUCAAGUGAUUCAUCAUCCCGUCAAAUUCUAAGACGUUUAUAGACGUUUUAUAGACGUUACAUUUAGGACCCAAAUAGUACGACAUAGUAGUUGCGUCCUACGCUAAUUGAUUUACGCGAAACAUGGGUGCUCGUCUUUCAAGACCGAACACGUUGGCUUUUUAGAUGACCUUCAUCUGUUGGGAUUGUUAAUAUACAAUUAGUGCGAGAAUUGUAGUGUGUAAUGAGCAUAUAGCUUUGUAUUUGGUAUUAUAUUAUAUUUGCCGGAAAAAUAAAACAGAAAGCACUUCUAAUGCAGAUUUAA